Molecule: messenger RNA, 3857 nt
Organism: Trematomus bernacchii (emerald rockcod)
Lineage: Eukaryota; Metazoa; Chordata; Actinopteri; Perciformes; Nototheniidae
Gene: ankmy1
Product: ankyrin repeat and MYND domain containing 1
Exons: 20
Coding region: 150-3542 (1130 amino acids)
Molecular function (GO): protein binding
Source: RefSeq, a predicted model, not a curated record
UGUCGUGACAACCGGCGCUUACAGGAAAGUCAAAGCUAAAAUCUGACUUCUGACAGCUAAAGUUUUCUCCUAACGUUUACUCCUAACUCGUUGUUUGGCACCAAUGGAUUCGGGUGAGUUAUUUGCAGAGAGGAUACGUGCCGGUUAAAAUGCUGCCGACCUGCAAAGGUGUUGCUGCAGUCCCGGGGCGAGGAUUCGUGGAGCCGGGGGAAAGCAAACAAAGUGACGGCCUCAGAGGAGCACAAAGCGGGGAAGAGAGACGACAAGGCCUCGGCGUUCAGGAGUGGCCCGACGGAUCCAGAUAUGAGGGAGAGUUUGUGAACGGGUUCAAACACGGCAACGGGAAGUACACCUGGAGAAAUGGAGAGUUCUAUGAGGGCUCUUUCUACAAAGACUACAGGCAUGGAGAUGGAGUGUACUGCUGGCCCACAGGCCACAGGUUCACUGGCAAGUUCUACCUUAACAGAAAGGAAGGAUACGGACAGCAACAGUUCCCUGACGGAGCCAGCUUUCAGGGUUUGUACCACGCUGACCAGAGGUUCGGUCCAGGUGUGGUUACCUAUCCAGAUGGGCGUAAAGAUGUGGGUCUGUGGCUUGGGGAACGCCUGCUAAGGCUCUGUACCUCAGUGAAAGAGGGCUUCAGCCUGGAGAAGUUUCCGGAAUAUGCUGCCUACAUGGACUCACCUGCCAUCACAGAUUAUAUGACUCAGCGUCCACCUAGUCCACAGAAAGAAGCCACAAUGGACUCUAAGGUGGAUAGAGAAAGGGAUCUGCAGUCAGACGAGAAUUUUAUCCUCCCCCCCGGCAUGGAGAGUUACUCAACAGAUGGUGAUCACUUGCCGCUGCCUCCUGGCCGAAGAAGAGAGCUGGAUCAGCACUUCUACGGCGAGCUGUGGGAACCAGACUCUUAUCCGCACCACGGCUAUGAGCGAGACCCUCUCUCCAGCCUGCCAUUACAGGCCCGCAUGCAGGCUCACAUACACAAACACAGGCUACAGGCUGAAAAUGUGGGCUGGGAUGUGGCAGCUGUUCUCUCUCUGAACAGAGACAGUUCUGGUCCUAAAGGGCUUUUGGAAGUCAGUUCAGAGCUGUUGAUCCAGCACUCCUCCCGAGGGGACUUGCAGGCCGUGUCACAGGUCCUCCAGACCGGUUUGGUCCACCCUGAUGUGGCAGAUUCACAGGGACACACUGCACUGAUCGCUGCCACAGUAAACUGCCAUAAUGAUGUCAUCCAGCUGUUGUUGGAUAUGGGUGCUGACAUUGACAAGAUAAACUGUGAAGGAAUGUCUGCCCUGGCUGUGUGUCAUGUCCUCUACUACCCCUUCCAGUCUCUUCACAACACUUUGGUUGAACCACCCGCCAAAACCCAAGUUUCGAGGUCUGCUUCUGCAUGUGGGAGCAGUCCCCAGAUCAGCCAAGUGGACUUCCUUACUGACACACCAAGGACAGAAGAACUAACAGAGCACAUUUUACACCACAGCAGUAACGUGUCUUAUAGCAGUGAGCUUAUCACUGAGCGCUGGCCUGGCCUGGAUGAACCUGAGACAGACACUGAACACCUAAAGGAGGAGAGGAAAGAAACAGAGAGAGAGGAAAGAGAGGAUACAGAAAGAGAGGGAAGGGAGAGAGAAAGAGAAGAAAUGAGCCGCAGGGAGGAUGAGAAUGAGAGCAAAGGGGAGGAAAGAGAGAUAGAGAGCAGAUGUGGUCAAACUUGGGAAAAUGAAGAAAGCGAGUUAGAGGGUAAGGAAAGAGAAUUUAAGAAGAGAGAGGAAGAUGUUGGACUUGUUGAGAGGAGAGAAACAGAGGCAGGAGAUGAGAAUAUUGAGGAAGACCUGGAAGAGGAAGUAAGGAGUAUUCAUGAAGAGGAUAUAAAGGAGGAAGGGGAGAGAGGAAGUGAGGAUGUGGCUGGUGUGGAGCGCUCCAUUCAGGUGAUGGAUGGUGGCAUCGCACUGGGCAGCGUGCAGUGGACAGAACAUCGAGCAGGAAGAGUUCAGCAGGUCAAAGACAGAGAAGUGACCCCGACCCCGACCUUUGACUCGGCCUGCUCUGUCAGCAGCUUUAGAAUCCAGGUGACGGAGGAAGCGAUGCAGCACUCAGCAGAGGCGCUGAGUCGCACAGGGCUCCCUCAGAGCUCUGACACUCAGGAGACUGUACGCAAAAUGGCCGCCAUGAAAACUGAACACCGUGUUCGUCUGAACAUCCUGAAGCUGUUAUUGGAUCGUGGAGCUGACCCUAACACAUCCAGGGUCCCCAUGCCUGUCCUCUUUUUAGCCAUUAUGGCGUCUGACACUGAGGCCGUCAGGAGACUGCUGCUGUGUGGAGCUCGCACGGACAUUCCCCUACCACCAAAGAGGAAGGGUCUGAAUCCCCUGCAUGUAGCUGCUGCCCUGCCGGGUCCAGCAGGUCCCAGAAUCACAGAGCUGCUGCUCCAUGCCAUCACUGACCCAGACGCACAGGCAUGCGACCAGAGCGAGAUCUAUGAACCAGAUAAGAUUUUCCAGAAAGCGAAGGAGGCACUGAGCAGCAGUGAGGGUCCACAUCUCAAAGAAGGAGGCCGUACGGCCCUGCACGUGGCCUGCCAGAGAGACGCUGACUAUCGGAAUGCCAGUAAAGUGGUAGCCCUCCUGCUGUCCCACAGAGCCAGCACUGACCUCCUCUGGAGCGGACACUCCCCUCUCUCCCUGGCUAUAGCAAGUGGCAAUGACUUGGCAGUGGAGGAGCUGUUGAAGGGAGGUGCAGAUCCCAACAUCCCGCUGGGCCGCAGGGUGGGCAGCGCCCUCUGUGCCCUCGCCAACAUCAAGUACCACUUAGGUGGCAACAGACCCAAACUGCUGGAGAUGUUAGCUCAGGCAGGUGCCGACAUCUUGAUGCCCGUUAUGGUGGGGGAUGUUGUUGGAACAGCAGUGGACUUUGCACACUACUCCUGCAACCAGGACUUGCGUAUUGACAACACUCCCUUCCACGCUCUGAGCAUGCGGCAGAGAGAAACAUUCAAAGCACGGCGCCAGCUGCUGAGCAUGAUGGGAGAUCUGCUGAGACAGACUGCUGCCCAGAGAGAGAUAGAACAACACCAUACAACGAAUAUUACCAGUAGCACAGAGAGGUUUGUUCACACAGGGGCAGGUCCAUCAAACGGGCCCCUCCCCAGCUGUGAAAGUAUACCACCCACAACAGUAACACACAGGAAUCCUGCCUUUAAGUUCUGCUAUCACUGCGGUCGCUCUGUGUCCGUGAAGCUGACCGUGUGUAGCCGCUGCCACAACGUCUUCUACUGCUCCAGGAACUGCAAACUGAAAGCUUGGGAUGAAAGACACAAGGAAGAGUGUAUCCGGGUGUCAGCAUCUGCUCAUGGCUUCCAGAAGAGUGUUGUGUUAAAAUCCCCAAGGGGCCCCAGGCCCUUGACUGCCAUGUUGAAAUCCAAAACAGUCCCCCGGCCCCUGAGUCUCAAGUUGAAAUCCCACAGAGUCUCCAAGCCUCUGAGCAUGGCAGAGAAGGUAUUGGAGAGCCAGGUCAACCUGAAGGAAAACUACAGCUGCAACUGAAGGAUACUAAACGUUUAAUACUUAAUAACAGCUUUUCUACCUAACAUUGAAAUGCAUUUUGUUACAUCAUUAUUUGUUUUCAGAUUUUGAGCCUUAUUAUUAUUUAUUUAGCUGAAUGGAAUGAAUAUAUUUUAAAAUAUGUUGUGCCAUAAUCAUCUUUCUUUGGCAUUUUUAGACUUGUAGUUUUGCAUCUGUUAUUGUAUUAUUAAAUAAUGUAAUGAUUGGUGCACCUAUCUGUGCUAUCGUCACAGAAGUAUCGAAUUUGCAUAUUAAAACCAGUACCAGUAACUUUAAUAUAAUAACUUUUUAUCAUGA